GAGACGCAGCAGAUCCCCACGGAGGAGGUGCUGCUGGAGGUGCUGCUCUCCAACGGGCAGAAGGUCAAGGUCACCAUCCUGACGUCGGACCAGACAGAGGAUGUCCUCGAGGCUGUGGCCUCCAAGCUGGAUCUGCCAGAUGACCUGGUUGGCUACUUCAGCCUCUUCCUAGUGAGGGAGACCAAGGAUGGAGCUUUCUCCUUUGUGAGGAAGCUGCAGGAGUUUGAGCUGCCCUACGUGUCAGUGACCAGCCUGCACAACCCCGAGUUCCAGAUCAUCCUGCGCAAGAGCUACUGGGACUCGGCCUAUGACGACGAUGUGAUGGAGCACCGUGUGGGGCUGAACUUGCUGUAUGCACAGACGGUGUCAGACAUCGAACACGGGUGGAUCCUUGUCAACAAGGAGCAGCACCGGCAGCUGAAGUCCCUGCAGGAGAAGGUCUCCAAGAAGGAGUUCAUCCGCCUGGCGCAGACCCUCAAGUACUACGGCUAUCUCAAGUUCGACCCCUGUGUCACGGAUUUCCCCGAGAAGGGCUGCCACGUCGUGGUCAGCGCCGGCAACAACGAGCUCAACUUCCAGGUGCGGCUGCCCAACGAGCAGAUCAAGGAGGGCAGCUUCAAGGUCACUCGCAUGCGGUGCUGGCGGGUCACAUCCUCGGUGCCUAUGAACAAUGGCCCUUCGGGGAGCAGCCCAGGGAAGUCCGAGGUGAAGCUGGAGCUGGCUUUUGAGUACCUGAUGAGCAAGGACCGGCUGCAGUGGGUCACCAUCACCAGCCCACAGGCCAUCAUGCUGAGUAUCUGCUUGCAGUCCAUGGUGGAUGAGCUGAUGGUGAAAAAAUCUGGAGGCAGCAUCCGCAAG
Messenger RNA from Zonotrichia albicollis (white-throated sparrow), 858 nucleotides. The record is from RefSeq and is a predicted model, not a curated record. NCBI's taxonomy places the organism in Eukaryota, Metazoa, Chordata, Aves, Passeriformes, Passerellidae.